Molecule: messenger RNA, 1458 nt
Organism: Egretta garzetta (little egret)
Lineage: Eukaryota; Metazoa; Chordata; Aves; Pelecaniformes; Ardeidae
Product: intestinal-type alkaline phosphatase-like
Exons: 11
Biological process (GO): dephosphorylation
Cellular component (GO): plasma membrane
Molecular function (GO): alkaline phosphatase activity
Source: RefSeq, a predicted model, not a curated record
AUGCAGCUCCUGGCACCCCUCACCCUCUGCCUGGGCCUCUGGACAGGACUCAGCGCUGCUGUCAUCCCAGUGGAGGAGGAGAAACCAUCCUUCUGGAACAAGCAGGCAGCCGCAGCCAUCGAGGCCUCCUUAAAGAUCCAGCCCAGAAUAAGCCAAGCCAAAAACCUCAUCCUCUUCCUCGGAGACGGAUUCGGGAUCCCCACCAUCACGGCCACCCGCAUCCUAAAGGGGCAGGAGCAGGGGAAGCUGGGCCCUGAGACCCCCCUCGCCCUGGAUGCUUUCCCCUACGUGGCUCUCUCCAAGACCUACAACGUGGACCGGCAUGGUCUCGGUGCUGGAGCGAGCCCGCAAAGCUGGUAAUGGGGGGCACAGGGCAGCGGGGCUGGAGGCGACCCUGCAGGGGCAAGGGGCAUCAAGGUUAGGUUAAAGGUUGGACUUGAUGAUCUUAAAGGUCUUUUCCAACCAAAGCCAUUCUAUGGGGGGGCGGCAGGGAAAGCGGUGGGCAUCGUGACGACGACGCGGGUGCAGCAUGCGUCACCCUCGGGGACAUACGCCCACGUGGUGAACCGCAACUGGUACGCGGAUGCCAACAUGCCUGUGAACGCGCGCAGCCAGGGCUGCAAGGACAUCGCCUGGCAGCUGGUCCACAACGUCGACAUCAACGUGAUCUUGGGGGGUGGUCGAAAAUACAUGACCCCCAAGGGGACGCUAGACCCCGAGUACCCCACCCACUCCACGUCAAAUGGGAUACGAGAGGACGGGCAUAACCUCAUCGACAUGUGGCUGAAGGCACACCCGGGUGCCCUCUAUGUCUGGAACCGGACAGAGAUGCUGGCCGCUGCCGCUGACCCCAGUGUGAAUUAUUUAAUGGGUCUCUUCGAACCCACGGACAUGAAGUACAACAUGUUGCGUAACACAACCAUGGACCCGUCACUCACCGAGAUGAUGGAGGCAGCCAUCAAGGUCCUGAGCAGGAACCCCAAUGGCUUCUACCUCUUUGUGGAAGGUGGCAGAAUUGACCACGGCCACCACGAUGGUGCAGCCCAUAGGGCACUGACCGAGGCAGUAGAGUUCGACCGGGCCAUCGCACGGGCAGGUGCCCUGACGGAUGAGGCACAGACCCUCACAGUCAUCACUGCUGACCAUUCCCAUGUCUUCUCCUUCGGCGGCUACACCCUGCGUGGCUCCUCCAUCUUCGGUCUGGCCCCCAGCAAAGCUGUUGAUGGGAAGAACUACACCUCUAUCCUCUAUGGGAAUGGACCGGGUUAUCCAGGCACCAACCGGAGCGAUGUGGACAUUGGAACAGCCAACCAGUACGACUAUUUGCAGCAGGCGGCUGUGCCCCUCGCCUCGGAGACCCACGGCGGCGAGGAUGUGGCCAUCCUGGCCAAGGGCCCCAUGGCCCACCUCUUCCACGGGGUGCAGGAGCAGACCUACGUGGCCCACGCCAUGGCCUGA